UUCCUCUCCACACCCUUUUCCAAAAACUAAUAUAAAUACCACACCGUAGACACACUCUGCUCAUUCAGAAAGUACUCAUCGUUGUCUUUCUUACCUUCAGGCCUUCAAACACCCGUUCUCUCUCUUUCUUUGUUUUUCAAGUUCUUCUCUUUCUUUCAAGUUCUUGUUUUUCAAGUUCUUCUCUUUCUUUCAAUUUCUUGCCUUUCAAACGCCCAGAUUCUCUCGUUUCCCUUCUCUUCUCUUUCAACCACAAACCAGAGCAAGUAAAAAAUGGGUAAGGGAGGGAUGUCUUCUCAGGGAGGGGCUCUAGAACCCAGGGAUGGUGAACAAGAAAACAUGGCUGCUUGGCUUGUGGGUGUGAACACCCUCAAGAUUCAACCUUUCAAGCUCCCCACUGUUGGUCCCAAUGAUGUCAGAGUCAAGAUAAAGGCUGUUGGGAUAUGCGGAAGUGAUGUCCACUACCUCAAGACCAUGAAAUGUGCAGACUUUGUUGUUCAAGAGCCCAUGGUAAUUGGGCAUGAAUGUGCCGGGAUCGUUGACGAAAUUGGUAGCAUGGUGAAGAAUCUGGUGCCCGGAGAUCGCGUGGCUCUAGAGCCCGGCAUCAGCUGUUGGAGAUGCGAGCAGUGCAAGGGCGGGCGAUACAAUCUCUGCCCAGACAUGAAGUUCUUCGCCACCCCACCAGUCCACGGCUCAUUGGCAAAUCAGAUUGUGCACCCUGCAGAUCUGUGCUUCAAGCUCCCGGAGAAUGUGAGUUUGGAGGAAGGGGCCAUGUGCGAGCCCCUGAGUGUUGGUGUUCAUGCCUGUCGGCGAGCCAAUAUCGGCCCAGAAACAAAUGUCCUGGUGAUCGGAGCAGGGCCAAUCGGGCUUGUGUCGGUGCUCUCUGCUCGUGCUUUUGGGGCAGCCAGAGUUGUCAUUGUGGAUGUGGAUGAUGAGCGCUUAUCCAUUGCGAAGUCUCUAGGCGCCGAUGACGCCGUCAAAGUCUCAACAAACCCACAGGAUUUAGAAGCUGAAGUUUCUAAGAUAAGUAAGGCGAUGAAAGGUGGAGUAGAUGUGAGCUUUGACUGUGUGGGUUUUAAUAAAACUAUGUCAACGGCCCUCAGCGCCACCCGUCCGGGCGGCAAAGUUUGCCUCGUGGGCAUGGGUCACGGCGUGAUGACUGUUCCCCUCACCCCUGCCGCUGCCAGGGAAGUUGAUGUGGUUGGAAUAUUCCGGUAUAAGAACACAUGGCCGCUGUGCCUGGAGUUUUUGAGAACCGGCAAGAUCGAUGUGAAGCCCCUCAUAACGCACCGUUUCGGAUUCUCCCAGAAGGAGAUUGAAGAAGCCUUCGAAACCAGCGCGCGUGGCGGAAAUGCCAUAAAAGUCAUGUUUAAUUUGUAAAGAUGAGCUACUUACUACCAAGUUUUUACCUUUAUCCAAUUUCUUAUUAGAGAGGUCGGCGAGAACAUUAUCCGUUAACAAGGCAUUGUUGAAUAAGUGCCAUUGUAUGAAUUAAACAAUAAUAAUAUUAAUAGUA
This is a messenger RNA of Prunus avium (sweet cherry), 1513 nucleotides long. Its product is annotated as GroES-like zinc-binding alcohol dehydrogenase family protein. The record is from RefSeq and is a predicted model, not a curated record. Lineage: Eukaryota; Viridiplantae; Streptophyta; Magnoliopsida; Rosales; Rosaceae. Gene Ontology annotation, molecular function: oxidoreductase activity, acting on the CH-OH group of donors, NAD or NADP as acceptor; zinc ion binding.